AAUGUAAGUUAAGUCUGUAUCCUUUUGCGCUUAUUUCAAUCACCUGGGUGAAUGACGGAUUGCAGGACAAGGUCUUCAAGCAUCAAAAGAAGCUUGGUCUCAAAUUUGAUGGGUCAAUCAGCACAAACGGGUAUUCCGUUACCAUCCACUUCAAGAAGCCAGGGCUCAAGUAUGGGCAUCAGGCCCGGAAGCGCAGCAAAGCCGAAAUGCGGGAAGAAGUCAAGCAGCUGUAUUUUGAGCACCACAUCGCCGAACUAAGGGAGGCUCCAAACAUCGUCAGCAUUGAUCCGGGCAAGCGUGACCUCUUGUUCUGUCGAGACAUCAAGAAGGAGCGGCCAUUUCGAUACACGUCCAAUCAACGGGCGGUAGAGACAAAGUCUCGGUACUUUCGAAGAGACAUGACGGAGCGAAAGAUCAAUGCCGGCGUCGCUGAGAUGGAAUCACAUAUUCUGUCGCACACGAGCAUGAACAUCGAGGCGUUCUCAGCGUUCAUCGUGGAUCACGUACAUGCGGAUCCCGCCCUGGACGAGUUUUACCAGGAUGAGAUUCACGUAGCUUGCAGAUUCAAGGCGUUCUCACUGCGGCAAAAGUCUGAGAGCAAGCUCAUCAAGAACAUGCGACGCCUGUAUGGAAAGCAUUUUGCGGUCAUCUUGGGUGAUUGGAGUGACGCUGGAAAGACCAUGCGCUUUCAGGAGCCGUCAAAGACCAAAGGAUUUCGCACACUCUUUGCAAGAAACAGCAUUCCAUGCUACUUGCUAGAUGAGUAUCGAACGUCCUCCGUGUGCCCAGACUGCCACGGCCGUGUGAAGAAAAACAACCGAUGCCGGCUGUCAUCUCGGCCAUGGCAAGCUAGAAAGGGAAGAAUGGAAUUCGUCCAUGGAUUGCUGGGUUGCCCCAACGCCGAAUGUAUCAACCAAGACUGGACGCCAUUUGAAAUUCCUGGAAGACGACCACUACGACUACGGAUGAAAGUGCACAAUCGGGACGUCCUAAGCACCAAGAAUUUCCUCUCGAUUGUGCGCUCGGUGGUGUUUGGCAAUGGCCGCAGACCAGACGCAUUCUCCCGUAACCGGUAGUCUAGAUUUCACCCCAUCCCAUUUUCCGUGGUGGUUAUCUGCCAUCCACAUCAUUGUACCUCUGCCUGAGGCGUCGCCGAU
This is a messenger RNA of Fimicolochytrium jonesii, 1157 nucleotides long. RefSeq lists its product as uncharacterized. Lineage: Eukaryota; Fungi; Chytridiomycota; Chytridiomycetes; Spizellomycetales; Powellomycetaceae. The transcript is spliced from 4 exons. The coding region runs from base 207 to 1076 and encodes 289 amino acids. The record is from RefSeq and is a predicted model, not a curated record.